AUGGCCUAUCCUCAGCAACACUUGAAACCUGAAAAGAGACCCAUGGACGAUGAGCAUAGCGACUUUGACUCCACUCUACCGGAGAGACCUGAAAACUUCCAUGGGAGCAUGCCUAGGUUGUGGAAUCCAAUGCAUCAGUUUGUAACUUAUCCAACGGGCGUUUCAGUUCCUGUCGAGCAUCAAUUCAACUUCAAUGAUCAUCACGACUUGCCAAUACCGCAGCAGCAACCUCCUGCAAAUGAUACGGCCUAUGUGUACCCUUCUGAACUUAUUGGUCACCCCGGGACUUUCCUCCCAGAGCGUAACGCAUUCUCGACACCAACUCCGGAAUUCACUAUCCCAGGAUCUCAACGUACGCCCUCUGGCUCAACUAUCGUCGAGCCAAGUGUUGUGUACGACGAAACGGGGAGGUCAUAUCAGGCGUUUCGCGAGGGAAAGUAUUUCUUACCGAAUGAUGGGGACGAGCAGGAUCGCCUGGACUUUCAGUACGAAGGUUUUAGCAUUCUCAUGGAUAGGAAAUUGUUUCUUGCUCCAUUGACGCGGGUUCCAGAGCAUGUCAUUGAUGUGGCGACUGGGACUGGGAUCUGGGCUGUUGACUUUGCUAAAGCAUUCCCGUAUACGCACGUCGUUGGUACGGAUCUAAGCGCGAUACAACCCACCAAUAAGCCCGACAACUGCGAAUUCUUUGAAGAGGACUCCGAGGAACCGUGGGUCUAUGAUUUCAAGUUCGACUACGUCCACCUCCGCAUGGUCUUCACUUGUUUCGACAAUCCAAAGCGCAUUAUCGAGAAUGCCUACCACCACAUGAAGCCGGGGGCAUGGAUCGAGUUCCAAGAUGGAUCAGCUGAGGUCAGCAGCUUUAGCGAGACGUUUGAAGGCACGGCGUUGCAGCAGUGGGGUGUUGGGCUCAUCAACGGCGCCGCAGCUAUGGGCAGAGACAUUCAGAAGGGGAAAAAGUGGAGGCAGUGGUUGAUUGAAGCAGGGUUUGUGGACGUAGAAGAGCACCCGGUGCAGUUUCCCGUCAGUGGCUGGCCUGACGAUCCAAAGUUCAAACUGGCAGGAAGCUACAUGGCCCGCAACAUUUCCGACAAUCUCAAGGGUCUAAGCUGGAAGAUGCUCGGAGGCAUGGGCAUGGCGCCGGACGAAAUCGAGUCCUUCUUGGAGCGGGUCAAGGUUGAUGUCCUCACUAGGAGUCUAAAACCGUAUCUACAUUUCUUUGUCGUGUAUGGCCGCAAGCCCUUUGAUGGCGAGGUCGUUCCAGCAAGUCAAUAA
Neoarthrinium moseri is the source of this 1272-nucleotide messenger RNA. RefSeq lists its product as uncharacterized. The transcript has 6 exons. The record is from RefSeq and is a predicted model, not a curated record. Bases 1 to 1272 code for a protein of 423 amino acids. Gene Ontology annotation, molecular function: methyltransferase activity. NCBI's taxonomy places the organism in Eukaryota, Fungi, Ascomycota, Sordariomycetes, Amphisphaeriales, Apiosporaceae.